Tachysurus fulvidraco (yellow catfish) is the source of this 2358-nucleotide messenger RNA. RefSeq lists its product as uncharacterized. The transcript has 5 exons. The record is from RefSeq and is a predicted model, not a curated record. The coding region runs from base 69 to 671 and encodes 200 amino acids. Lineage: Eukaryota; Metazoa; Chordata; Actinopteri; Siluriformes; Bagridae.
UAUUGGCGUUCCAUACGAGUGAAGGUGGCGUAGGAAGAGGACGAUAAGGAAGACGCUGGUCUGUACAGAUGGGAUGUGUAAGGCUGACAGGCAUGAGGAGUGAAUCUAAAGAGCUGUUAAGCGAUGAGACGGCUAGGGACACCUUUGGUCCAGCUGCAAGCCCUGAGCACAGGGUGGGGUGUAUGUCCGUUAUGGGAGUGUUACUGCUCGGGGUCGGUGGACUGCUGUCUGUCCUGGCUGCAGGACCACUGCACGCGCAUUGCUCAGUCACAUGGACUGUAGACAUCCCAUGCUUUGAUGCAUCCUCCCUUCUGGUAAACCAGAUAAAAGAGUGGACAACAGAUCACUGUCCCCUGAAGAGCCAAAAGUGCCUGUUCUCUCUCACGUCUGUAAUUGGUGAUGAUAUAAUUGCCACUCACACCACUCCAGUAAUGAGGUUCAUUGAUGACAUCACAUUUAACUUCAGCAGCACAAGCUCAGACAGCUGUGAGAUUAAGGGUCACUCUACAUCUCGUAGCUGGUACACCAUAUUAGAUUCAGGAAGCAAUUACCUGAAUAUGUACAGUCUUAUGAGAGCCAGUGGUCUGUCCUCAGCACCAAGCUUCACUGAGUCCACCAGUGACCGAACUUGUACACAGUACUCCUCCAUUAGACUGAAACUGAACUCAUAAAUGACACUUCUCUCUCAUGCUAGACCCAGCGAUGUUCUCACAUUAGUACUAGUUACAUAAAUAACUUGUUCAGUGAACCCUGAAGAACCAGCAGGAAUAAUACUACUAGAUCUUCUAACAAAAUCACACAGUUAUGAAUAAUGCAGUAUUCACUAUACAUUCUGAUGUCAAACGGCCAUUCUUGGUUCAAAAUGGCAAUGAGCCCUGGAUUUUAAAACCAUGGAUACAUGAGUACCAACAAUAUCAUGAGGAAAAAAUAAUUCUUAGGAUUGCCUUGAAAGGUUGUCAGAGAUGAUCACAAUGAUCAGCUCAGACUUUCUAGAGUGGAAGAACAGCUAAAUGAAGCCCAUAAGUAGAAGUGGCAUGUUAUGUUAGGGGAUGGUAUACUGUUGAAAUGGUGAUGACGUCCACCAUACAGUUGGCUAGCCACUGCUUAGACAAGGUAGCUCCCUAAGUCCUACCACAAUACAGGAUAAACAGUUGAUCUGAGGAUCAGAUGGUUGCCAGCAGUAACACCACAUACUGGGCUCAGAAUAGAAUGCCCUACAGGCUCAUCCUCAAACUCUUCAACAGUUUCACAUCCAAUGCAAUAUUUAAAUAUUUCACCAGGGAGACAUUCAAACAUUUUUACUCAGCAAUUGGAUAGUUUGCAUGUGAGUAUUGUGCUUUAUCUGGUGAGACCAGCAGUGAUGUGAACCAGCAUCAACAGCAGGCAUGAGGCUAAAACUGACCUAUUUGUGCUUUAUUGUAUUAGUGUCAUAAGAGUGUUAGCGUUAUUAUAAGUGUUAAUACAUAAGUGAAUGGUUUUAGCCCACAGUAUAUGAUUGUUUUGUUUAUCAUCAUCCAACAAGGCUGCAUACUCUCAUUUUUCAUUUAACAAGAAUUUUUCUUCUUUCUCUCUCUAUAGCAGUGUUACCUUCCCUUACUUUGAAUUCAUUUUUGAUUAGUUGCAUGUCUCUGUUAAUAUUUAUGUGAUUUAUGUUCUAAAUAAUUAAAAAUAUUUUUUAGCAUUAUUUCCCCUACUAAUAUUUGGAUAUCUGUUUGAGCCAGUUUGGUCUUCUGACAUCUUAUGUAGCUCUACAGACCACUAGAGGGCAUUGGCAGCCCACUUGUAGUCCUUAGCUUAGUGGUUGAGAAACCCCUGUAUAUACUGUAGCAGACUGAUUGUGCUCCGACUUGGACUGAUUUUGAACGUAUUUUGCAAGUUAAAAUGUGAGAUUGGAGCUCAAAAACUGCUGUGUUUGUUUGUUUUAGUUUAUUAUAUGAACAAACAGAAUGAUUCAAUGAUUUUUGAGCAAUGGCAACUUCAGGAGGACAUUUUAGUAAAAACAGGGCAAUAUUAACACUGCCAGUGAAACAAUACUACUACUACUACUACUACUACUACUACUACUACUACUAUAAUAAUAAUCAUCAUCAUCAUUAUAAUUAUAAUAAUAACAUACCUACCUAGACAGUAAAUGGAAUUCAGACUAUAAAUAGGAUUUGUAGGAUUUAUCCUGGUACCCUGAAACUGUUUCUUACAGUCCAUGUUUCUUCAUGUCACAUAAACUAAAUUGGUGUUUGUUCAGUCUUAUCAGCAUGUAAUCAUUUAUUUGUUAACUUCUAUUAAAUUAAAAACAUUGCUAACACCUGCUUCCAAUGAUGUUUUUCUUGUGCAGUGGAGUUAUGGGUCAGAAAACAGGCA